AUGACUGGCGCAAGCCUCAUCCCCCUACCACUUGAGCUAUGGGGACUAAUAGCAGGCUACCUAUCGAAUGCCGAUCUCAAAUCCUUGCGCUUGACAUGUACCAAAAUCACCAACGCAGUCCCUCUUCGCAUCAACCGAGUUUUUCUUUCCGCCAAUCCACUUAACAUAGACGUCUUUCGCAAGAUUGCCUCACACGAGCAGUUUCGCCAUUUAGUGACCGAAGUGAUCUGGGAUGAAGCACGCUUGCCACGGGGUCCACCGCGAAUGAAUACAACUUCCGAGGGGCACGAAUUACUCUCCGACGAAGAUGAGCCCAACAACACCAGAGCGGGGACUGAAUUCUAUUACAAAGAGACGCUCAUGGGACAACACAAAGACGAAGAUCAGGUCGGUUGUCCCAAAUGGUUCAAAGACGACUGUGAUGAAAACCUCCGGGUUCUGAGGAGUCGGAAAGGAGCCGAUAUUGAUAGGCCCGAGCAUGUUGCAUGCAGGGAGCAGAUCAUCGCCCAGCCUCCGCUGAAGGAGUGCUGGCAACAUUAUCAGCAUUUGUUGAGCCAGCAAAAUGAGGUGCUUACCGAUGAUAGCGAUCUCGAAGCAUUCUUAUUUGGCGUGAAACAGUUCCCUGCUCUGAAAAGGGUCACUUUCACACCCGUGGCCCACGGGUUUAUCUUCAACCCGCUUUACCCGACUCCGAUGAUCCGCGCGUUUCCGAAAGGCUUCAAUUACCCCAUUCCAUACGGCUGGCUAUACGAUAGAAGUUACGAAAAAUCUGCUACUGCGUAUCCGUGGAACCAUAACCCUGAACUCAAAGGAAGAUACCGCGGAUUCUGCAAUGCAAUGCGUGUGCUCGCCAAUGAGCCAAAUUCCGUUUCUGAACUCGUGAUGACCUCCAACUUUGUCCCCACGGGAAUCAACUGCACAAUAUUCGACGAGCCCUGCGAAGAAUAUGACGACUUUGUGAAAGUGCUUAAAAACCCGGGCUUUCGCCGCCUGGACAUCUCACUUCUCGUUGGUGGAGAAGAUGAUCAGGAUCUCGAGCCAUGCUGGCGAUCUUUGCUCAAUGGUCGUUUGCGCAGCGCGCUUAGUGGUGCAACAGAAAUGGAGGAAUUCAGGCUACACACAACUUUCGAUGAGGAUAUUCAUGCCAAUGACCUUUAUCCACUGAUUCCUUUGAACGGCAUCGUUCCUGUGGAGAAAUGGCUGAAUCUACGCCACUUUGAGCUUUCCGGCUUUGUGAUCUCACAGGAUGAUUUCAUCUUAUUCUUCAGCACUUUGCCAACUUCCAUCAAAUCCAUUGAGCUUAGCAUGUUGGCAUUUCAUGAUUGGGCGGACUGGUAUAGCAUAAUUAACGAGAUUCGGCGAAUGGUAUCCGAGAGCACGCCGUGGAGAGACUUGAACGCCGCCUCCAGACCUAUUAUCACGAUCGGAAUGUCAGAUUCACUGAUGCCCGAAGAUUAUGGAAGGGCUACAUGGACUGAGAAGGAGGUACAGGAAUUUGUCUAUGGUGAUGGAGAAAAUCCCAUUAAGGAAUCAUUUCCCGUUCAAACCCCAGAGGGGAUUGGCAUUCUCAAAGAUGCAUUUGAUCCUAGUUUCGAACGCCCAAAUGUGAGCUGGAGUGAUUUAGAAAGGUUGAAAAUCCACAAAGAGCAUUGGAAUCCUUAUGAAUACUGA
Penicillium salamii is the source of this 1671-nucleotide messenger RNA. The record is from the annotation of a GenBank genome assembly. NCBI's taxonomy places the organism in Eukaryota, Fungi, Ascomycota, Eurotiomycetes, Eurotiales, Aspergillaceae.